CUAGGUUCUUAAAAUGUCAAAAUGUGUCGUUGAGUUUGUGCUAAAUUAGUUAUUGUCCAUAUCUUUUUGAUAUAAAUAUAUAUUAUAAUAUUUCAAAAAUGUCUCCUCAAGCGGUUCACAGAGUCGGCUCCUUAAAACAAACUAACAAGUCUCACAAAACUGGCAGACACCGUUCCAAAGGUUCAAUAGAAGCAAUAAAAAAAGGUAAAGUAAACAAAGUAAAGAUAUCUAAAAAGAUCCAUGCAUUAACGCGCAUUGAGAGGAAAAACCAAGCGCAACAAAUUCGUAAGAACACCCAAGAUUCAGUUAAUAAUAAAAAAUCUAAAUUGGGAACGCUGAAGGGAGCUCCAUUUUUAGUCGCUAUAGUACCUUUGAAUUUGGAUAUAGACUCUAAAUCUGUCGUUUCCUCCUUAUGUUCAUGUGAUGAAGAAAAUAUUGUUACAUACUCAAAAUCCGGCGUUACACAUAUAAGCUCUAAAAGAUUUAAACAAAGAUUUUCAUUUGUAUGUCCUCCGAUUGGCCAUGGUCUUGAAUUUGGUGUCUUGGACACUCUUAAAGUAGUUGAUACUGUAAUGUUUAUUACAUCUGCAGAAGAUAAUCUUUGCAUUGAUGACUGGGGAUUGGGUAUAUUAUCAGUUGCAAAGGCUCAAGGUAUUCCCACAAGUAUAGUAUGUUGUUUGAAUAUUAACUCGUUGAAACCAAAAGAGAAAAAUGAAUUACGUCAACAAAUAAAUGAUUGCCUGAAUGUGUAUAUACCAAAUGAAAAAGUUAUAGAUUGUGGCAGUGUAUCUGAUAACCUUAACAUUUUAAGACGUAUUUGCACUCAGAAACAAAAAUCUAUUCUUUUCCGUGAUACCCGUCCUCAUCUUUAUGCAGAGAAUCUGGAAUUUAUUCCAAAUGCUGAUAAAACGGGUACUUUAAAAUUUACAGGUUUUUUGAGAGGAACACAAUUAAAUGUAAAUGACUUAGUACAUAUUCCAGGCAUUGGAGACUAUCAGAUGAAUAUGAUAGAAUCUACACCUGAUCCCCAUUAUUUUGAAAAGUUUACAAAUAGCGGUGAUUGUCGAAUAUCAGAAAGUUCAGUUUUAUGUGUAGCAAAUCCUUCCUUACAACAAUCAUUAGAAGUAGAAAAUAUUCCUGAUCCUAUGGAUGCCGAACAGACUUGGCCCACUGAAGCUGAAAUUGAUGAAGCUAAGCAAGCAUUGAAGGCCAAACGAUUGGUUAAAACAGUUCCUAAGGGUAUGAGUGAAUAUCAAGCUGCAUGGAUUCCAGAUAUUGAUGAAAUCAGUGUUAGCGAUGAGGAAGAAGAAAACUCUGAUGGUGAAAUGUCUGUUGAUGAUAAUGCAUCUCAAGUAGAUGAAAACAAUGAGUCAGAUUAUGAAUCUGAAGAAGAGAUUGAAAUUAAUACAGACAAAUAUGAUACAAAUUUCAAUGCACAAUCUGAGGAACAAGAUCUGAUGAAAUUGCGCGCUGCGAAUGAGGACCGGCAAUUUCCUGAUGAAAUAGAUACCCCUAUGGAUAUACCAGCUAGAGAACGUUUUAGAAGGUAUAGAGGUCUAGAGUCUUUCAGGACAUCACCAUGGGAUCCUAAAGAGAACUUACCUACAGAUUAUGCAAGAAUAUUUCAAUUUGAAAAUUAUGAUAGAAUGCGUAAAAAGAUUCUCAAAGUAAGAGAAGGAGAUGUCAGUCCUGUGCAACCUGGCAUGUAUAUAACAAUACACAUAAAUAAUGUGCCACAACAUAUGGCUAAAAAGAUUUUGGGAUAUGCUGUUCCUGUGGUUGCAAUAGGAAUGUUGCCACAUGAACAGAAAAUAUCAGUAAUGAAUGUAAAAUUAAAACAAACAUUAGAUCAUAAUGAACCCAUUAAAUCUAAAGAAAGAUUCUUAAUACAAUGUGGUUACAGAAGGUUUUUUGUUAAUCCUAUUUUUUCAGAGCACACAAAUGCAUCAAGACACAAAUUCCAAAGGUUUUUCCAACCUGAAGAUACAACAGUUGCUACUUUCUACGCCCCAAUACAAUAUAGUCCUGCUCCUGUUCUUUGUUAUAGAAUAAUGAGUGAUUUUUCUUUAAAAUUGGUAGCUACUGGAAGUUUGAUUUCCUGUAAUCCUGAUAGAAUUAUACUGAAAAGAAUUGUUUUAUCUGGACACCCAUUUAAAGUUAAUAAACGAUCAGCUGUUAUUAGAUUCAUGUUCUUCAACAGGGAAGAUAUUUUAUAUUUCAAACCGUGCAAGUUACGUACAAGGGCAGGAAAAUCAGGUCAUAUAAGGGAACCAUUAGGAACCCAUGGGCAUAUGAAAUGUGUAUUUGAUCAGCAGAUUCAAUCACAUGAUACUAUAUUUUUAAAUUUGUACAAAAGAGUAUUUCCAAAAUGGAAUUUUGAGCAUUGCACAAUAAACCACAUUAACACUGAUGUUCCAGAUGAAAUGAUGCAAGAUUAAUUAAAAUUGUUAUAAAGAAAAAUGAAACAGCCUUGUAGGUUUUUUAAUAAACCUAUCC
Messenger RNA from Ctenocephalides felis (cat flea), 2496 nucleotides. RefSeq names its product pre-rRNA-processing protein TSR1 homolog (gene Tsr1). The record is from RefSeq and is a predicted model, not a curated record. Gene Ontology annotation, molecular function: GTPase activity; GTP binding; U3 snoRNA binding. The coding region runs from base 99 to 2438 and encodes 779 amino acids. The transcript has a single exon. Gene Ontology annotation, biological process: endonucleolytic cleavage of tricistronic rRNA transcript (SSU-rRNA, 5.8S rRNA, LSU-rRNA); ribosome biogenesis; maturation of SSU-rRNA from tricistronic rRNA transcript (SSU-rRNA, 5.8S rRNA, LSU-rRNA). Lineage: Eukaryota; Metazoa; Arthropoda; Insecta; Siphonaptera; Pulicidae. Gene Ontology annotation, cellular component: nucleus; preribosome, small subunit precursor.